AAAAGCAGAUCACCAUCAUGAGUGAGGCUAACAAGUCUUUGGAGGAAAUCCUUCCUCAGCUGAAAUGCCACUUCACAUGGAACUUAUUUAAGGAAAAAGGCAUCCCAGAGGACCUGGAAGAGAGAGUGAAUGAGCAGAUUGAAUCUUUAUACCCCAAGUUCAGAGGCACAAUGUACAACAUGCUGGCCUACAUCAAACACUUAGAUGAUCAGAACGAGGCCGCCCUGGAAUGCUUGAAGCAAACUGAAGAGUCCACCCGGCAAGAGCACGCUGACCAAGCAGAGGUCAGAAACUUGGUCACCUGGGGAAACUACGCCUGGGUCUACUACCACCUGGGCCGACUCCCAGAAGCUCAGGCUUACGUGGACAAGGUGAAACAGGUGUGUGAGAAGUUUUCUAACCCCUAUAGCAUUGAGUGUCCUGAGCUGAACAGUGAGGAAGGGUGGACACUGCUUAAGAGUGGAAAGUGGCAAACUGAAAGGGCAAUGGUAUGCUUUGAGAAGAUUCUGGAAAAGCACCCGAAUGACCCUGAAUCUACUAGUGGACUGGCCAUUGCGACUUAUCGCCUAAGAGACAAGCCAACACCUGUGAAUGUCAUUGACCUUCUGCACCAAGCCAUUAAACUGAAUCCUGAUAGCGAGGAUCUUAAAGUUGUUUUAAACUGCAAAGCAGGAAAGGAGGUGAAAGAGCUAAGUUAG
Molecule: messenger RNA, 698 nt
Organism: Suncus etruscus (white-toothed pygmy shrew)
Lineage: Eukaryota; Metazoa; Chordata; Mammalia; Eulipotyphla; Soricidae
Product: interferon-induced protein with tetratricopeptide repeats 3-like
Exons: 2
Coding region: 18-698 (226 amino acids)
Biological process (GO): defense response to virus
Cellular component (GO): cytosol
Molecular function (GO): protein binding
Source: RefSeq, a predicted model, not a curated record